AACGUGCUGCUUUUACAGUGGUGUUUCUGUUGUCAACCAUCUGCGCGGCAGGCGAUGCUGGAUCAGUGAUAAUAUGCCAUAACUGUGCACCUAAAACCAACGAAGCAGGCUUUGAGAUGAAUCGUCUGCGACUUUGCACCUCACGCUGAUCAAGCAGAAUCUUUGUGCUGGCCUGACUCGCGCGGAACCAGUAUCAAGCGGCUCCUGCAUGCUCUGAAGUGAUACGGCGUCCCAAGGUUAGUCCAUUGCGGCAAUGACGCCGGUAAUUCCUGCAAAUCUCCCAGCCUUGCUUAGUAAGUCGGCAAGCCUGGCAACGCUCAUCUCGAAUUCUUUUUCUCUGAAGACGGCUCGCCACCUCAAAUUCCACCUGAUAUACAUAUCCAGACGACCUAUCUCCCAGAACCAUCUGCACAUCAUCAAACCACAGAACCACCAUGUCAACAACUUCAGAGCCCCUCCCUCCGCUCUCAGCGGCGGACUUUAGGAUCUUCAACCGCCUCGCGGAGGAAAUGGAGUACUACCACAGCCGUUUCCGUGCUACUUGGGACGCAUUGUACGCCGGCACAGCCCCAGGGAAAUCCAAGUUAUCUCCAAUGCAAUUGAUCAACAUGGGCAUCCAAUUCUGUCAGCACCUCGAAGGUCACCACAACAUUGAAGAAGCCCACUGGUUUCCUUUCCUCGCUCAGAAAAUGGAAGGAUUCCGACCACGUCAUUUCGCAAAGGACCAACACAAGGAGAUCCACAAAGGCCUUGAAGCGCUCAUGCCGUAUCUGCUCGAGUGCAAGCGAGGAGAUCGAGAACUGCGCAGAGAAGAAGUGCGCACCAUCAUGGAUUUGUUCAGCGACGUCCUAUGGCGUCAUCUCGACGAAGAAGUGAAAGAACUCGAGGCGGAGAAUAUGAGGAAGUACUGGACAAAAGAAGAGAUGAGGAGGUUUCCAUUCUGAACGAUUCCAUACCUUGAAGUCGGACUAGACACACGGUACACCUCUACAGCGUUUCCACCGAGCGACAACAGCACGCCACAUCAUACCAG
Exophiala viscosa is the source of this 1033-nucleotide messenger RNA. RefSeq lists its product as uncharacterized. NCBI's taxonomy places the organism in Eukaryota, Fungi, Ascomycota, Eurotiomycetes, Chaetothyriales, Herpotrichiellaceae. Bases 435 to 944 code for a protein of 169 amino acids. The record is from RefSeq and is a predicted model, not a curated record. The transcript has a single exon.